AUGGCUGCGGACGACGACGAAUUCGACCCCAACUACUCAUACGACGACGACGACAACUCCACAGAGUUACCGAACAACCUCCUGGCCGCAAUCAUCGACGUCCCGGCGUGCACGGGCUGGCUUCAAGACUCGGCCAUGAGCCUCGUUCCCAUCGUGUACGCGGCCGUGGCGCUCGCCGGGAUCGCGGGCCACCUCCCGCUGCUGCUGGUGCUCGCACGAGGACCACGCACCAGCACGCGUCUGCACCUGCUGCACCUCGCCGCUUGCGAUGUCCUCUUCCUCGCCAUGCUGCCCGUGCAGGCGGCGAUGCGCGGCGCGGAGCGGUGGAGCCACGGGGAGGUUUGCUGCAGUCUCCUGGGCGGCCUCUUCAGCACCAACCUGUGCGGCGCCUCCCUCAUGCUCGCCGCGCUCGGGGUCGACCGCUACCUGGCCGUGGUGCGCGCGCGCGGCUGGGCGCGCGCGCCGCGAGCCGCCGCGCGGCGCGUGCACGCCACGUGCGCGUGCGCGUGGCUCGCCGCGCUGCUGAUGAGCGCGCCCAGCUUCGCCAACUACCGCGUGCUCGCGGCCGAGUGCGUGUACGGCAACGGGAGUGGCAAGGCGACUGUGCGGCUGUUGCAGGUGCUGGGCUCGUGCGUGCUCCCUGGAGCCAUCAUGAGCUUCUGCUACGGCAGCAUCGCGUGGCGGCUGCUGCGGCUGAGAGACGCGAGGCGUCAACGCGCCCUGCGCAUCGUCUACGCCGCGGUGGUCGCCUUCGUGAGCUGCACGCUGCCCUACAACGCCGUGGCCCUGGUGGACGUCUACGCCUGGUCCUCCAUCCCGCCCGGCAACUGCCAAGAGCAGACGCUCAGAUUCACGGCCAAUCUGGUCACGGAGGUGCUCGCGUACAGCCACUGCGCCAUCCACCCCGUGCUGCACGCGUGCCUGAGCCGCGCCUUCCGCCAGCAGCUGCUGGCCAUGCUGCUGCGGCCACCGGCGACGUGGGGACGACGGCCACGGGGCCACAGGGCCACGGCCGCCGGGCCCGCGUCCGAGGGGGGGUCGUCGGGCAAGACGGAGCUGUCCCUGUCUGCUCGGGACACCGUGCUGGUGCACACUGUGAUCUGA
This is a messenger RNA of Lethenteron reissneri (Far Eastern brook lamprey), 1104 nucleotides long. RefSeq names its product C-X-C chemokine receptor type 3-like. Gene Ontology annotation, molecular function: C-C chemokine binding; C-C chemokine receptor activity. NCBI's taxonomy places the organism in Eukaryota, Metazoa, Chordata, Hyperoartia, Petromyzontiformes, Petromyzontidae. The record is from RefSeq and is a predicted model, not a curated record. Gene Ontology annotation, cellular component: external side of plasma membrane; membrane. Gene Ontology annotation, biological process: calcium-mediated signaling; cell chemotaxis; immune response.